AAACUCGCUGGCCCGGAAGUGACGGAUGAGGACCAAGAUGGCGGACCUCGAGUCACUUGAGAAGUUAGCAGGGGUCUCCCAGCCAUCAGAGGGGGUGGGGGGAGCCCGCUGCUCCGAAAUCUCCACCGACCUUAUUCGAUCCCUGACUGAGCUGCAGGAGCUGGAAGCUGUGUACGAACGGCUCUGCGGCGAGGAGAAAGUGGUGGAAAGAGAGCUGGAUGCUCUUUUGGAACAACAGAACACCAUUGAAAGUAAGAUGGUCACUCUCCACCGGAUGGGGCCCAACCUGCAGUUGAUUGAGGGAGAUGCAAAGCAGCUGGCUGGAAUGAUCACCUUCACCUGCAACCUGGCUGAGAAUGUGUCCAGCAAAGUCCGUCAGCUUGACCUGGCCAAGAACCGUCUCUAUCAGGCCAUUCAAAGAGCUGAUGACAUCUUAGACCUGAAGUUCUGCAUGGAUGGAGUCCAGAGUGCACUGAGGAAUGAAGACUAUGAGCAGGCUGCAGCCCACAUUCAUCGCUACCUGUGCCUGGACAAGUCAGUCAUUGAGCUCAGCCGGCAGGGCAAGGAAGGUGGCCAAUAAAGCUGAGGAGAACCUCCUCCUGGUGCUGGGGUCAGACAUGAGUGACAGACGAGCUGCAGUCAUCUUCGCAGACACACUCACGCUCCUGUUUGAAGGGAUUGCCCGCAUCGUGGAGACCCACCAACCCAUAGUGGAGACCUAUUAUGGACCAGGAAGACUUUACACCCUGAUCAAAUAUCUUCAAAUAGAGUGUGACAGACAGGUGGAGAAGGUGGUAGACAAGUUCACCAAGCAAAGGGAUUACCAGCAGCAGUUCCGGCUUGUCCAGAAUAAUUUGAGAAAUUCUGCACCAGAAAAAAUCGAACCAAGGGAGCUGGACCCCAUCCUGACUGAGGUCACCCUGAUGAAUGCCCGUAGUGAGCUGUACUUGCGCUUCCUCAGGAAAAGGAUCAGCUCGGAUUUUGAGGUGGGAGACUCCAUGGCCUCAGAAGAAGUGAAGCAAGAGCACCAGAAGUGUCUGGACAAACUCCUCAAUAACUGCCUGUUGAGCUGUACCAUGCAGGAGCUAAUUGGCUACUAUAUUACCAUGGAGGAGUACUUCAUGAGGGAGACUGUCAAUAAGGCAGUAGCUCUGGACACCUAUGAGAAGGGCCAGUUGACCUCCAGCAUGGUGGAUGACGUUUUCUACAUUGUGAAGAAGUGCAUCGGGCGGGCUCUGUCCAGCUCCAGCAUUGACUGUCUCUGCGCCAUGAUCAACCUCGCCACCAGAGAGCUGGAGGCUGAUUUCAGGGGCGUUCUGUCCAACAAGCUGAGGAUGGGCUUCCCGGCCACCACCUUGCAGGACAUCCAGCGCGGGGUGACAAGCGCCGUGAACAUCAUGCACAGCAGCCUCCAGCAGGGCAAAUUUGACACAAAAGGCAUUGAGAGCACUGAUGAGGCCAAGCUGUCCUUCCUGGUGACUCUGAACAAUGUGGAAGUCUGCAGUGAAAACAUCUCCACUCUGAAGAAGACUCUGGAGAGUGACUGCACCAAACUGUUUAGUCAGGGCAUUGGAGGGGAGCAGGCCCAAGCCAAGUUUGAUAGCUGCCUUUCUGAUCUGGCUGCUGUGUCCAACAAGUUCCGAGACCUCUUGCAGGAAGGGCUGGCGGAGCUCAACAGCACAGCAGUGAAGCCCCAGGUGCAGCCGUGGAUCAACACCUUUCUCUCCGUCUCCCACAACAUCGAGGAGGAAGAAUUCAACGAUUACGAGGCCAAUGACCCUUGGGUACAACAGUUCAUUCUUAACCUGGAGCAGCAAAUGUCAGAGUUCAAGGCCAGCCUGUCCCCAGUCAUCUAUGACAGCCUGACCAGCCUCCUGACCAGCCUUGUUGCCGUUGAGUUAGAGAAAGUGGUGCUGAAAUCUUCCUUCAACCGGCUGGGCGGGCUGCAGUUUGACAAGGAGCUGAGGUCGCUCAUUGCCUACCUCACCACGGUGACAACCUGGACCAUCCGAGACAAGUUUGCCCGGCUCUCCCAGAUGGCCACGAUCCUAAAUCUGGAGCGGGUGACUGAGAUCCUAGAUUACUGGGGUGCCAACUCGGGCCCACUGACGUGGCGCCUCACCCCUGCUGAAGUACGCCAGGUGCUGGCUUUGCGCAUCGAUUUCCGGCAUGAGGACAUCAAGCGGCUGCGCCUGUAGGCACCAGGCAGGAAACUCACUCCACGUUGGACUCACUCUACGACCCUCAGACCUAGCUGGUAUGCUUCAGGAGAAGCCUUUGCCCUCCAAGAGAUGGGGAAAACCAAAGCAGGCAGUGUGCGGGCCAGGCCAGCCUUCCACGUGGGCAGUCAUUUUCUGGCCCCAAACUGCAGCAAACAUGCUGCCCCUGCCAGGCCCCGAGGACCUAGGUGCAUGUGGGGACCUGGGAAUUAGAUCUGACGUUGAAGACAGGCUGUGAUGUUUAUGAGUAAACGUCAGAAUAAAGACACUGCUGGGAAGAUGCCAGUGUGCGGUUCGAGGGAGGGCAGGCUGCGCUGGGGCAGGACAGGUCCACAGUCACACUGAAAUGUGAAACCAGACGCCCAAGCCUCAGCCUCCUCCCACACCUCCCAGCUACUCCGGACCCUCAUCCAGUCCUGGCCCCUCCCUUCCCUCAUGGGUCCACAGCACCACGAGCUGGUCAUCCCAGCGACCGUUUCCCACAGUGCCAGGAGAUGUAGGAAUUUCUCCUGGCAAAAAUAAAAGCUUUGGGAGUACAA
Chinchilla lanigera (long-tailed chinchilla) is the source of this 2758-nucleotide messenger RNA. It is a transcript of the gene Cog4, whose product is annotated as component of oligomeric golgi complex 4. Lineage: Eukaryota; Metazoa; Chordata; Mammalia; Rodentia; Chinchillidae. The record is from RefSeq and is a predicted model, not a curated record.